CUGCAAUACGAAGGAGGGGGGAGAAUUGGGGUGGGUGGGGGUUCUCUGCAUAUUCCAAGAGGAGACACCGGAUUGCAGAGGAGGAGAUCGGAGCGUGCAGAGACAAAGAGGCACUGGAAUGAUCCUGCUGGAGUUACUCUCUUGGUGGCAGCAGCUGUGAGAGCCCCUGAGCUGGUUUAGUUUACUCCUCUGCCAUGGCAUGGCCUGGAUCCUCUGAGAAGUCACCUCAGGGUUUGGUGACCUUUGAGGAGGUGGCUGUGUUUUUCACGGAGGAGGAGUGGGCUCUGCUGGAUCCUGGCCAAAGAGCUCUGCACAAGGAAGUCAUGGGGGAGAAUUAUGAGACGGUGACCUCUCUAGAUGAUGGGCAACACCUUGAGAAUUAUAGGGAACCAUGGAUGGUGUCAUCAUCAACAGGCAAGCAGGAAGCAGGAAAUGAAAGAGGAGCCAAAAGGCAUGAAGGAGACCCGUCAAAGAACUGGAGGAAAACACAUUCUACUUCUCAGAGUGGUGACAUCCACGAACAAUUCAUGCCACUAGAAGACCACAAAAGAAGUAUCAGGAAAGUGUCCCCAGUGUGUGGGGAAAGAAUUGGAGAUGUAUCAGCCCUAAAUAGGCAUUCAAAGAUCCGCAUAGGGGAGAAACUAUAUAAAUGCAGAGAGUGUGGAAAGAGCUUUAAUGAGAGUGGUAGCCUUACUAAACAUCUAAGGACACACACCGGGGAGAAGCCCUUUAAAUGCAUGGAGUGCGGGAAGAGCUUCAGUGUGAGUGGUAACCUUACUAAGCAUCAAACCCACACAGGGGAGAAGCCCUUUAAGUGUAUGGAAUGUGGGAAAAGCUUUAGUGUGAGCUGUAGCCUUACUGCGCAUCAAAGAAUCCACACGGGGGAGAAACCAUUUAAAUGCAUGGAAUGUGGAAACAGCUUUAGUGUCAUCUGCAAUCUUAUUAAACAUCAAAGAACCCACACUGGGGAGAAACCAUUUCAAUGCAGGGAGUGUGGAAUGUGCUUUAAUGGGAGUCUUACUAAACAUCAGAGAACCCACACAGGGGAGAAACCAUAUAAAUGCUUGGAGUGUGGAAAGUGCUUCAGUAUAAGCAGCAGUCUUACUAUACAUCAGAGAACCCACACUGGGGAGAAACCAUUUAAAUGUACUGAAUGUGGAAAGAGCUUCAGUGUGAGGAAUCGCCUUAACAACCAUCAGAGAACCCACACUGGGGAGAAACCAUUUAAAUGCAUUGAGUGCGGAAAGAGCUUCAGUGUAAGAGAUCAGCUUGCUAAACAUCAAAGAACACACACAGCAGAGAAACCAUUUAAAUGCAUGGUUUGUGAAAAGAGCUUUAGAGUGAGCAGUAGCCUUACUUUACAUCAAAGAACACACACAGGGGAGAAGCCAUUUAAAUGCAUGGAAUGUGGGAAAAGCUUCAGUGUGUCGUGUCACCUAACAAGUCAUCGAAGGACACACACAGGGGAGAAACCCUAUAAAUGCAUGGAAUGUGGAAAGAGUUUCACUGUGAGCAGUAGCCUUAUUUUGCAUCAAAGAGCACACACGGGUGAGAAACCAUUUAAAUGUACCGAGUGUGGAAAGAGCUUCAGUGAAAAUGGAACACUUACUAAACAUCAAAGAACCCACAAAGGGGUGAAGCCACAUAAAUGUAUAAAGUGUGGAAAGAGCUUUGGUGUACGUAGUAGCCUUACUGUUCAUCUGAGAACCCACACAGGGGAGAAACCCUAUAAAUGUAUGAAAUGUGGAAAGAGCUUCAGUCAGAGCAGUAACCUUACUUCACAUCAAAGAAUACACACAGGUAGAGACAAUAGAAAUUAAAUGUGUGUGUAAAGUGUUUCAGGAACAACAGAAGUCUUUCUGCACAUGGAAAAAAAAAAUCACACAUGGGGUGCGGAAAGAUGUAUGGCAACCCUAUAUUAAUAUAAUUAAAAGUGAGACUUGCUAAUAUAUACUGCAAAAAGUACAAUGUAUGUCAAAAACUACACACAGUCUCUGUAUGUAUGGAAGAUUGUUUUAAGAUAUUUUAAUUGUUUUA
This is a messenger RNA of Podarcis muralis (Common wall lizard), 2037 nucleotides long. The record is from RefSeq and is a predicted model, not a curated record. Lineage: Eukaryota; Metazoa; Chordata; Lepidosauria; Squamata; Lacertidae.